Lottia gigantea (owl limpet) is the source of this 735-nucleotide messenger RNA. RefSeq lists its product as hypothetical. NCBI's taxonomy places the organism in Eukaryota, Metazoa, Mollusca, Gastropoda, Lottiidae. Bases 1 to 735 code for a protein of 244 amino acids. The transcript has a single exon. Gene Ontology annotation, biological process: protein polyubiquitination; negative regulation of translation; proteasome-mediated ubiquitin-dependent protein catabolic process. Gene Ontology annotation, molecular function: ubiquitin protein ligase activity; protein binding; translation repressor activity. The record is from RefSeq and is a predicted model, not a curated record.
AUGAUCAACAGCAAGUUACAGGUUUUUAAUCAGAAGGGUUCACCGACGGUGGCGUAUGUAUUGGAUGAACUGAUCGAGCCCAGGGGAAUAACGCUGACCACUGAUGGACAUAUAGCAGCUACUUCUCAAAAGAUACAAGCAGUAACUGUACUUUCCUCAGACGGCUGUCUUGUCGGAACGUUUGGAAAGAAUAUCCUAUCAGGUCCUUGUGGCAUUGCUACAGAUGCAAAGGGGAAUUUUGUCAUUACGGAUGUGUCGUCAAAUAAAAUUUCCCUCGUGGACAAGAACGGUAACUUCAUCCAACAUAUUGGCAAAGACGAACAAUUCAAACAACCCCGUUACGUCACGGUAUCCAAACAAGGGGAGAUAAUUGUUAGUGAUUCUGGCAAUAACUGUCUAAAAGUGUUUGAUCCACAAGGAAAGCUACUCAGAGUGAUUGGGAAAUUCGGGAAAAACGAUGGGUGCCUUAAAGUUCCGUAUGCGACAACCACUGAUGACUUUGGAAACGUUUUAGUAUCCGAUCACUAUAACGACCGCAUUUCAGUAUUCAAUUGCAAUGGGAAAUUCAUACGGCAUUUAGUUACAGAAGCCCAUGGACUGAAGCAUCCUCAAGGAUUGUCCUUAUCACCGGAAAUGGUACUCUACAUCAGUCAUGGCGGACUCAAGGCUAAUCAAGUCGCGGCGUAUGAACUCAAAUUUGAUGGUAUACCAUGUGAUGUCGUUGCAUUUGUUUAA